Molecule: messenger RNA, 1851 nt
Organism: Plasmodium gallinaceum
Lineage: Eukaryota; Apicomplexa; Aconoidasida; Haemosporida; Plasmodiidae
Product: bifunctional methylenetetrahydrofolate dehydrogenase/cyclohydrolase, putative
Exons: 1
Coding region: 1-1851 (616 amino acids)
Biological process (GO): tetrahydrofolate interconversion
Cellular component (GO): cytosol
Molecular function (GO): methenyltetrahydrofolate cyclohydrolase activity; methylenetetrahydrofolate dehydrogenase (NADP+) activity
Source: RefSeq, a predicted model, not a curated record
AUGAGUUGUACAUUAUUAAAUGGGUAUUGUAUAUCUGAGAAGAUUGAUGAAAUCAUAUUGGAAAGGAUUAUAAAUGAUAAAAAUAAAAAAUUAAAGGGAAAAUUUAAGGAAAAGAAGUUGUUCAUAAUUUAUUCAAAAAAUAUAGCAAAUUAUUCAUACUUAUAUAUAAUUUUAAAGAAGAGUAUUUAUUUAAACUCAGAUGUUAUUUUUAUACUUAUAAGAAUAAAUAAGGAUGUUAGUGAAAAUAAGUUAAAAGAUAUAAUACAAAAAAUAAGUAGAAAAAGAAGCAAUUCAUCCAUAAUAAUUUUAUCACCUUUAAGUUGCCAUAUAAAUAAGUGUUACAUAUCUAAAUAUAUUAAGAAAUGUAAUGAUAUAGAUGGUGUUAAUUACAAAACCAUUUUAGAAUUAAUUAAAAGUAGUAAUAAUAUUGUUAGUUAUAAUAUUCCACAUAGUUUUUUAACAUUAAUAAAUUAUGUGAGAAAUUCUUACAUUAAAAUUUUUAAUAAACUACUAAAAUUUUUUUUCACAUCUUUUUUUUUCCCAUUAAAAAAAAAAGAAGAAAUUUCGAAAAAAAUUGAUACUGAAAAUAAUUCAAUAAAUAAUAAAGUAGCCAAAGCACAAAAAGGAAAUUAUGAGGCUAUAAAAAAUAUGUUGUUUUGUUAUAAUAAAAAACAAAAUUAUGAAUAUUCAGAUGAAUCACAGAGGAAGUAUGAUAUAUUAUUACAUAAUUAUUUAAAAAAUAUUAAAUAUAGUAUUCCUUGUUGUGUCUAUUCAAUUCUUUUAUUUAUUAAAUAUUAUAAUAUUAAUAUAAAAAAUAAGAAUAUUUUAAUUAUAAAUAAUAAUAUAAAUAUAUUCUUAUCGUUAUUUAUCCUUUUUUUUCGUAAUAAAAUUUCUACAAUAGUUUAUGAUGCGGUAAAAGGAAAUAUUUUAUGUAGGUAUAAAAAAAAUGACAAAAAUAAAUUUUAUUUUAAAAUUAAUAAUAGAAAAUUGCUAAUAAAAGAUGAAGAAGAUUUUAAGUCUAAAUGCAAUAAUUUUAUGAAUUAUCAUGUGGUUAGUAAAAAUCAGAACAGAAAAUUUAGUAAGGGGGAUAUAAAAAAAAAUAUGAAAAAGAAAAUAAUUAAAUUUUCUGAUAUAAUAAUAAUUGGUUUAGGGUGUAGCAAUAUUUUAAAAAAGAAGCAUGUGAAAAGAAAUGCUAUUAUUUUAGAUUUAGGAAUCAAUUUGAAAUACUGUGAAAAUAAUAAUACAAAGUUUGAAUUAUCUGAACAAGCAAGAAACAAUACUAAUAAAUAUAUAAAAGAAAAUAAUAAUGGUAAUUUUAAAAAUGAUACAUAUGAAAGAAAAGAUUAUAACUAUUUGCAAAGGAAUUUUUUAUAUGGAAAUAAAUAUGUAGUUGCUGCUUGUAAUAAAAGAAAAAGAAAAAGUUUAUUCUCUUUUAGAAAAACUAAAAUAAAAUUAAAAGUAGAUAACAAUACUCUAUUACCUAGUAGUACAAAUAUAAAGUUAAAAAAACAUAAAAAUAAUAUAUAUAUGAAAAUUAAGGAAAGAAAUAGAAAUUCAUUUUAUAAACUCCCAGGGACUAUACGUUUUAAAACAAGUUCCAUUAAAUAUGAAAAUGUAAAUAGAUAUAAGGAAAAAGGAAAAAGAAAAAAUUUUAUAUACUUAAAAACAAAUAAAUCAAAAUUAGAAUUUUCUAAUAAAUUAUCAAAAUUUUUAGUAAAUUAUGAAAUUAUUGGAGAUGUUGAUUUAAACUGUAAAAAAAAAUGUCAAUAUAUUUCAAGUGUACCAGGAGGAUUAGGGCCUAUUACAACUUCUAUCUUAUUUUAUAAUUUGUAUUUUAAAAAAGUAUAUUAA